Molecule: messenger RNA, 711 nt
Organism: Mesocestoides corti
Lineage: Eukaryota; Metazoa; Platyhelminthes; Cestoda; Cyclophyllidea; Mesocestoididae
Source: the annotation of a GenBank genome assembly
AUGUUUGGAUACCAAAAAUGUAUUCUAAAAUUACCUCUUCUGGCAGAUUCCAUUGUCAAUUUGAGAUCACCCAUCCUUUCAGUAUCGCAUAAGCGCAAAGAGCCGCCGGAACUUACCCAGGAUCGGAUAUUGCGUCAAUCUGAAGCCUUGAGUGUAUUGGCAAGACAUCCAAUUGUUCGAGUUCGUUUUUCGUCUGAUCUCCCGAAAAGUGUGCUGGUUAAAUUCCCCCACUCAGAGGGUGAAACAAUUGAGGCUGAGUCGUCUCUUCUUAGAAAUCUUCUUCAUAGGGAGAAUGUCGAUAUAAAAAUAGUCGAGAAUCACUCAACUCUUCCAGUCCUUCAAAUCCAACCAUUACCUUUUGACGACACAUCUGCUACUAAUUCAAUUUCGGCGUCUAAAGGCAAACAGUUGAUGCUUCGAACCAACAUUGAUGAUCAUAUGAUGAGUGUCAAGAUUCGACAGGCCUCCGAAUUCACUGCCAAGGGGCAUGAGGUAACGAUCACUGUUCGCCUCCCUUCGAAACAAUUAAGACAGCUUGCAAACUCUGCUGCCAUUUCAGAGAGAGAAAAGUUUGCGAUGACAAAGAGGCUGUACGACGCCAGCACACAGCGGUUUAUGGACGCGUUUAAAGACUGUAGUUCAAAGCCCGCAAAGUUGGUACUUGGCAAUGACCUUAAAGAAUUCACCAUUAUCUUGUCCGGCCAUCGGUGA